CAUCCUGGAAAUAUACUUAUUCAUAACAACUCUGUUAAAGUUAGUGACUUUGGAAUCUCCAAACUUACCACCGAGCCGUCAAUUGCUUUGCUAAAAUUGGCCGGCGCCUUAGAAUAUUCGGAUCCGAUUUUCCUUAAAAAAAUGGGAAAAUAUAGUCGAAACAAAUCUUCCGACAUAUAUAGUAUCGGGAUAUUAUUUUGGCAAAUUUCAAGUGGUCGGUGUCCUUACAGAUUAAAGAAUUUUGAAGACGAGUUUGAUAUAUUAACUUUCAUUAUAAGCGGUAACCGAGAAGAUCCAAUUAUAGGAACACCAAUAGAUUAU
This is a messenger RNA of Acaulospora morrowiae, 321 nucleotides long. The record is from the annotation of a GenBank genome assembly. Lineage: Eukaryota; Fungi; Glomeromycota; Glomeromycetes; Diversisporales; Acaulosporaceae.